Scleropages formosus (Asian bonytongue) is the source of this 705-nucleotide messenger RNA. RefSeq names its product testis-expressed protein 26-like. The record is from RefSeq and is a predicted model, not a curated record. The transcript is spliced from 5 exons. The coding region runs from base 173 to 643 and encodes 156 amino acids. NCBI's taxonomy places the organism in Eukaryota, Metazoa, Chordata, Actinopteri, Osteoglossiformes, Osteoglossidae. Gene Ontology annotation, cellular component: cytoplasm.
CCAGACAACUGCAAUCAUAACGCCUGCCACUAAAUCUUUGGGAAAGUGCAAUUUAAAAAAAAAAAUAUUAACAGACUAAGCUUUCAUUUUGGAAAAUUGAAAACCAUGGAAGAGUCCCCGAGCAGCUCUGUUUACGCAGGGUAUUUAUACUGGAGCAGUUCAGGGGUUACAGAUGAAAUAUGGAAUUGCACCUGCUCCUAGGAAGAAGAGAGCUGUUCCUCAGUGUUUUGUGACGGAAAUGAAACACAGUUACAAGCACCCGCAAAAGCUGGCAAAGCUGAAGAACAACACCUCCCGCUAUGGAUGUAACACCCUGCAUGGCGUGUACGCCAAAGGCAUAGUCCCCACAAUGGUUCAUGACAACAAGCACAAUCAAGAGACCAAGAAACCACUCGCCACCAAAUCCAGACAAACUGGAGGAAAAACAGUGGACAACCAUGGUAUGCUCACAUCCCCGCAACCCAGCGAACACCAGCAGCUUUCUGGAUGUGUCGCGGGAACUGAUAAGCAGGUUCUGGAAGCUGCUGUGCAAAGUCCUGCUCCAUCCAGUCCUGUACAAGGGAUGGAGUAUCUGCCUGCUGUCCACUAUCAGGUCUCCGAACACGUGCCAACAUGGAUAUCAGAAUGGCCAGGACCUCUGUAAAUGGGCCAGCUUCAGCCAACCAAAGUCAAACUUCAGAUUUAAUGCAUUAAAAAAAUAAAUGA